GGCAGGAGCGGGACCUGCGCUCGGCGGCGGGGCGCUGGCUGUCGUGGGUGCUCAACGCGCUCGCGGUGGUGGUGAUGGCGGCGUACGGCGCCAACCUGGUGGCGUCGCUGGCCGUGCAGCGCGUCGAGCUGCCCUUCCAGGACCUGCAGGGCCUCGUGGCCAACGGCGUAUACGCCCUCGGCGUCAUCGGAGGACUCAUCAAGAACUUCGUGGAGGCGACGGACCCGGUGCUGAAGCAGGUGUACCAGAAGCUGCUGGCGCCGAUGCUGGUGCAGCAGCCCCGGUCGUUCGCCGACGGCUUCCGACGCGUGUGCCGCGGCCGCUACGCCUUCAUGACGGGCACGCACACUGUGGGCGGCGGGCACGGCGCGGCGGCCGGGCACGGCGCGUGCGGGAUGACGGUGCUGCCCGGAGGCUCCUUCCCGCUGGCGCUCGCCAUGGUGCUGCCCCCCGGCAGCCCGCUGCGGCGCAUCGUCGACGGC
Gryllus bimaculatus (two-spotted cricket) is the source of this 482-nucleotide messenger RNA. The record is from the annotation of a GenBank genome assembly. NCBI's taxonomy places the organism in Eukaryota, Metazoa, Arthropoda, Insecta, Orthoptera, Gryllidae.